AUGAGCCAAGCGGAAGCGCAAUUGUCGGCACGGAUUGAUGAAAAGCUGAACGAUUCGACACAGGACGCAUAUGUGUGGUCUCUUGAGUUUUUUCCUCCCCGAACGGCGUUGGGUCUCGCGAAUCUGUGUGCGCGAGUAGCUCGCAUGUCUGAGGCAUUGCAGCCAGGCUGGGUUCAUGUGACCUGGGGCACGGGAGGAUCCACCCGGGACGCAUCCAUGGAGCUUGCCGCACGCGUGCAAAAGGGUGUUUAUGAUCCAUUGGAAGACUACACCAACGUGAAAGAGCGGCGCAAAGGCGCUUGUGAUGUGUGUUUGCAUUUAACGUGUACGAACGUUGAGCGGGCAUAUUUGGAUGCAACUCUCGAUGAGGCACGGCAAAUAGGCAUUCGGAACAUUCUGGCACUGCGUGGUGACCCACCACGCAGUGAUGAAUACUGGGUAGCUACGGAUCAGCGGUUGCAGAAUGCAACGGACCUCGUGCGCUAUAUCCGUGAGCGACAUGGUGAUUACUUUUGUAUUGGUGUGGCUGGCUAUCCCGAGGGGCUGAAGCAGGGUAUUGAUUGUGAUAUGAGGCACGACAUAAAGGUUUUGAAGGCAAAGCAAGAGGCAGGCGCUCACUUUAUUGUGACGCAGUUGUUUUAUGAUGUCGACGCACUCGUACGGUGGACGAAAGAAUGCCGUGCGGCAGGCAUAACAAUCCCGAUCAUUCCGGGAAUCAUGCCGAUCCAAAACUACACGAUGUUUCGCCGCAUGGCGAAUCUUUGUGGCGUGCAUACACCUGAGGAUGUGCUUGAGCAGCUGGAGCCAAUAAAAAUGGACGACGCAAAGGUCAAGGAACAUGGUAUCCAUCUCAGCAUCGACAUGAUCAAGUCCAUCCGAGAGCAGACGGGCAUUCGCGCUUUCCACUUGUAUACGCUUAACCUGGAAAAGAGUGCAACGUGCGUCAUCAAGGUACUUGCGGAUGUACCGGAUCAAAGCGCGUCAAUCUCUGGCUCCGUCACAUGGGACGAGUUUCCGAAUGGCCGCUACACGGAUGCCCGCAGUCCAGCGUUUGGUGAAAUGGAUGGCUAUGGAGCCAAUUUGAAGGUGCCACCCGAAGAGGCUGUGCGUUUAUGGGGCACACCUGUGGAUGAGGAUGACAUAUCCAGUAUAUUUUCUCGGUUUGUCGAUGGCCGCUUGGCCUGUAUGCCGUGGUGCGAUAUUCCUGUGUGGGAUGAGACAAUGCAGCUCCUUCCCGCACUGUUGCAUCUGAACUCGCCACCCUCCGCUGGCGGUAAAGCAUGGUGGACUGUUGGAUCUCAACCAGCUGUUGAUGGGUGUGAUAGCACUGACCCGACCUUUGGAUUCGGACCGCAAGGCGGCUAUAUCUUCCAAAAAGCAUUUGUCGAAUUGUUUAUGAACGAAAACGACAAGAAUGCGCUUGUUCAAAUGAUCCAAGGAAGUUCAACGCCUGUGACCUAUUUUGCCGGAAAGUGUGAUCCAACGACAUUUGAGACAAAUCUUACAACGAACGGCCUCAACACAGUGACGUGGGGUGUUUUUCCUGGCACAGAAGUCGCGCAAUCCACCAUAAUUGAAGAAGCAUCGUUCCGGGCAUGGCGUGAUGAGGCAUUUGCUAUUUGGCGAGAAUGGGAGCUUCUUUUUCCUCCGAACUCAGCCACGCGGUCAUUAUUGCGAAGAAUCCACGAUGAGCGUUGGCUUGUCACUGUGGUACACCACGACUACAAGGAUCCACAAGGGCUGUGGAGACUGCUUGAGACAGUCUCGUAG
Messenger RNA from Malassezia globosa CBS 7966, 1770 nucleotides. RefSeq lists its product as uncharacterized. The coding region runs from base 1 to 1770 and encodes 589 amino acids. The record is from RefSeq and is a predicted model, not a curated record. The transcript has a single exon. Gene Ontology annotation, biological process: tetrahydrofolate interconversion. Gene Ontology annotation, cellular component: cytosol. Gene Ontology annotation, molecular function: FAD binding; methylenetetrahydrofolate reductase [NAD(P)H] activity. NCBI's taxonomy places the organism in Eukaryota, Fungi, Basidiomycota, Malasseziomycetes, Malasseziales, Malasseziaceae.